Molecule: messenger RNA, 807 nt
Organism: Sugiyamaella lignohabitans
Lineage: Eukaryota; Fungi; Ascomycota; Dipodascomycetes; Dipodascales; Trichomonascaceae
Gene: ODC1
Product: Odc1p
Exons: 1
Coding region: 1-807 (268 amino acids)
Biological process (GO): transmembrane transport
Source: RefSeq, a predicted model, not a curated record
AUGUACCCAUUGGAUGUCGUCAAGACCAGAAUGCAACUCCAAGUUGGAACUACCGGAGAGGAGGCAUACACUAGCAUGUUAGAUUGUUUCAAGAAGAUCAUUAAGAAUGAAGGUGUCGGCCGAUUGUACCGUGGUAUUUCUGCUCCUAUUCUCAUGGAGGCUCCUAAGAGAGCUACUAAAUUCGCUGCCAAUGAUGAAUGGGGAAAAUUCUACAAGAACUUGUUUGGAAUUCCCACCAUGACCCAACCUCUUUCUAUUCUUACUGGUGCUACUGCUGGUGCCACCGAGUCGUUCGUUGUUGUCCCAUUUGAAUUGGUUAAAAUUAGAUUGCAAGACAAAUCGUCCAAGUACAAGGGUAUGGGAGAUGUAGUUAGUCACAUUGUUAAGAAGGAAGGUCCAUUGGCUUUGUAUAAUGGUUUGGAAGCCACUUUGUUCCGUCACAUUUCGUGGAAUGCUGGUUAUUUUGGUGUUAUUUUCAAAGUUCGUGAGAUGCUACCCAAGGCUGAGACUAAGUCUGGUAAGAUCACUAAUGACUUGAUUUCUGGUUCUAUUGGAGGUACUGUUGGUACCAUGCUGAACACUCCUUUCGAUGUUGUCAAGAGUAGAAUUCAGAACACCACCCGUGUCCCAGGUGUUAUUCCCAAGUAUAACUGGACCUUGCCAAGUGUUGUCACUGUCUUCCGUGAAGAAGGGUUUGGUGCUCUCUACAAAGGUUUCUUGCCCAAGGUCUUGAGAUUGGGCCCUGGUGGUGGUAUUCUGUUGGUUGUUUUCACCGGAGUUAUGGAUUUCUUCCGAACUAUCGCUUAG